Molecule: messenger RNA, 1802 nt
Organism: Wyeomyia smithii (pitcher-plant mosquito)
Lineage: Eukaryota; Metazoa; Arthropoda; Insecta; Diptera; Culicidae
Product: alpha-tocopherol transfer protein-like
Exons: 6
Coding region: 664-1587 (307 amino acids)
Cellular component (GO): membrane
Molecular function (GO): phosphatidylinositol bisphosphate binding
Source: RefSeq, a predicted model, not a curated record
AGUCGUAGAACCGAUUUAAACAACUCACCAAUUUUAAUAGUUCCAGAUCCAAUCGGCCUCCCAUCUCUCCGCUUGCUCACGCAGCUAACAAUCGCCGCGCCAAGAAACCCCUUUUAGUUGCUGCGGUGCUGACAAUAGAGUGUGCAUGCAAGGUGCAAUCCCUCGCGGCACGGCAACACAGAACAGCUGAGCUAGCUUGCUAAAGCAAUUUUCGAACAAUUGACUAGGCAAGCACAUACAACAGCCACCACAGCUCUCACGCGUUACUGUUACGAAAAUCUCGAAUCCAAUCGGCCGUCAGCUCAUCGACGACGAAUCAUUCCGCGUUAGUUCUCCAUCGCGAACGGGCACGGCUUCUUGCUAGAGUAGAGUGAACCAGCUAAACUAAGAGAACAAUCGUGGUGCCCCUGAGAAAACCAAAAAAAAAAAAAAUACCCACGACGGACCGGCUAUUUUUUUCAGCUUUUCGCAACUGAAGCGACGCGGAGUGAGUGUGUGAGCAGCGAAGAAAUUUUACCACUUUACGCCCAAUUUCGAUCAGUGUUUAUUUGUAACGCAAAUAAAGCGCAAAUCCAAGCGCCCUCGAAGUGUGGUUUGUUUGCUUCGAACGUGCUGUGAAUAACGUUUUGGUGUGUGCGUGUUGAAGAAAUAAAGAAAAAAAAAAUGGGCAGCAUAAAAUUUGACGAAAACAAUGCUCCCUACAUCCACCUUGGCAAGGACGCCUGUAUCCGUCUGGAGGGCGAUGAGUAUACCGAUGCCAAGUCCAAGGAAAAAGCCGCACGUGAGUUGCGCGAGACGCCCGAAGUCGUGGACGAAGCGUUCAGAGUUCUAAGGGCUCGAUUGCAAGAGGAAAAGUCACUCUACGUGCCAAUCGAAAAUGACGCCUUCCUCGUCAAGUUCCUACGACCGUGCAAAUACUAUCCGGACAGCGCCUUUGCCCUGAUUCAACGGUACUAUCGGUUUAGGCAAAAACAUCCCGAAAUCUGCGAUGAUCUGUUUCCGGGGACGGUGAAACACGUGUACGAGGAAGGGCUGGUGUUUUUCCAACCUCUGCGUGAUCAAAACGGUAGUCGGAUACUGGUGCUGGAAGUAGGCAAAAAAUGGAAACCAUCGAAAGUGCCACUGAACGAUCUGUUCCGUGCGAUUCAGGUCGCCCUGGAGGCUGGUAUGACCGAACCGCGUACCCAGCUGAACGGUGCCAUCGUCAUCCUGGACAUGGACGGUCUCUCGCUGUCGCAGAUUGUCCAAUUUUCGCCCCGCUUCGCGGCAAUUGCCGUCGACUGGGUCCAGGAGUGCACGGCAAUGCGUCUGAAGGCGAUCCACAUCGUUAACAAUUCGUACCUGUUCAACAUGCUGUUCACCAUCUUCAAGCCGUUUUUGUCCAAUAAGCUGAAGAAGCGGAUAACGUUCCACAACAGGAAUUGGGCUUCGCUCACGGCCCAGGUCGAUCCGGGCUGCCUACGGCCACGGUAUGGCGGUACACUGGAGACUCCGGAGUGCGAGGGCCGACUCAUUGGUGAACUGCUUACGCACUACCAAAAGGAUUAUGAAAUCGCAAACUCCUAUGGCUAUACAAAAAAGAUGUAAUGCUAAGAACACCAGGUUAUGAUAAAAGAUUGCGAAUAUUUUAAUUCAUGGUUAUUUGUGAUAAAUCAGUAUCAGGCUUAUGGACAUGAUUAAAUUAUAAGAAUUUAAAACAAGGUCAUCUGCUGGUUAUGAAUUGUAAGUAUUCAAUAAACAUAACGUAUACAUAUCUAUAAUAAAUAAAUUUACAAAAGUCAGCACGAAAUUACGACUCAGAG